Molecule: messenger RNA, 1399 nt
Organism: Paramuricea clavata
Lineage: Eukaryota; Metazoa; Cnidaria; Anthozoa; Malacalcyonacea; Plexauridae
Source: the annotation of a GenBank genome assembly
AUGCAUGGUCAGCACAUUAUUGUGUUGUCAUUUUCACGACAUGGUAAAGGCUACACAACACAUCUACAUGGAACAACCGGGCCAGGUGCAAAGUUUUUAACCGAGACAGAAUCAGGAAAAAUAGUAGAAAAGCUAUAUGAUAAUUUUAUGCGACGUAAGUAGCUAGUUAUGAAUAUUUGUAAAUUUACUUAUUCAUCUAUGCCUUCUUGUGGUUAUUCAUAUGUCCUAGCUGCCCUAACCUGUCUUGUCUUGAGCUAUGUUAAUGUAUGACCUUUUUAUUUUAAGGGGAAUUGAAAGUAGAAGAAAAGCGUCAUGGGAGUGCUGCAGCAACCACGUCAAAGACAACGGACGACCUCACCCAACCAACUACUUCUACGCACACUCAUAACACAAACAAUAACAUUAACAACGUCAAUACCAGCAACAAUAACGAUGAUGAUAACAAUGCCUACAACCUCACCAAACCAACAGAUACCACGCUCAUAAUAAAUAACACAAACAAUAACACUACUAACGUGAACACCAGCAACGCUAACGAUGAUGAUAACAACGCCGACGAAGGCAACGCUAACAAUGAUAGCGAUAGCAACUUUAUUGAUAAUCAACAUAACGAAGAUAUUGUAAAUAAUACGAAUCACAAUAACGAUAAAGGUCACGGUAUAAACACACCAAGUAACGAUACGAAUGUACAAAUUACGAUUACAACGACUACAGCAACAACAUCAGACUCUGUCCAGGAACCUAUUACGAAGCGCCCAAGGAGUUCAACAUGUACCCAAGGCACUUCUCAAAGAGUGGUUAUAGGUAUAUUUAGACAUUGUUAUACUAUCUUGAUCAUGAGUGUUUGUUGCCAAUGUACUGUAGGUCGCCAGUUAGGGGAACGACAAAACGCGGACCCCAGGUCCAUGGACUACCUUCGUGGACCUGGUCCAUGGACUACACUCGUGGACCACGGACCACUCCCGUGGACCACUCUCGUGGACCACUUGCAAAAUUUCGCCUACCGAACAAUAGACCAAACACUAUUAUUCCGAGUUUAGGGAGCCGAGAUUGGCGGGAACUAUUUCAUUAUUCAUUUCCAUUAUGUAUUUCACAAUCAAUUCAGUUUUUGUUGAUGAACAGUGAAUACUAAGUCUGUAAAAAUGCUGAAAAAAUGUAGUCAGGGUUCCAUUAAAAAUAUAGGAAUAUUGUGGAGAAUCUGGAGUUUAGGUGUGGUCAAAAGAUUUUACUGAACUAUUCGAAUUUUACUGUUAAAAAUCACUUGAACUGUAGAAGUCGUAAGUUGCAAUGACCUUUCAAUGCCUGAAGGUCCUCUUCCAAAAACAUUAAUUUUUGAAGCUCGAUUACUGCUUUUCUUGCAUUUCCUGUAGCGAUCGAGAAAAAAAACUACCAAUUUUAA